Magallana angulata is the source of this 1855-nucleotide messenger RNA. Its product is annotated as sarcoplasmic calcium-binding proteins II, V, VI, and VII-like. The transcript has 6 exons. The coding region runs from base 168 to 869 and encodes 233 amino acids. The record is from RefSeq and is a predicted model, not a curated record. Gene Ontology annotation, molecular function: calcium ion binding. Lineage: Eukaryota; Metazoa; Mollusca; Bivalvia; Ostreida; Ostreidae.
ACGCUACACUCACUCGCUAUCGAGCGGCCGGUGUGAUUGUGAAAAUCUUAGGGUCUCGCUCCGACCACACACACACACACACAUACACAGGUUACACGUAGUUCGGUCCUAUAACUCUACCCAGGGAUUUAAGGUUCUGUGUGCUUGUUGUCUGUGCAUCUUCCACCAUGGUACUUCUUGCACCCUUCCAGAAGGAGAAACUGGAAUAUUUUUUCAACUUUUUCGAUUCCAAUGGCGACAGUUUUAUCGAACACGACGAUUUGCAUGGAUUUAUGAAGAGAAUUGUGGACUACACCCAAUGGAGUACCAACUCCCCCGCCUAUCACGAGAUGUUUGGCGUGCACGAGGCUUUCUUCGAGAUUUUGAUGGAGAAAACAGAACACAAAAGAGUUGACCUUGAUGAUUGGCUGAAACUGUGGUCAAAGUUGAUUCAUGGGAGUAUGGGGAUGCAGAACUUUCCUGUGUGGCUUAGACUCCUACCAAAGUCCUUGUUCAGGAUCAUUGAUAGAGACGAGGAUGGUAUUAUAAGGGAGGAUGAGUUGGCGGAUUUCUACACAAAAUUCGUUAAACUGGAGAGUCAGGAGGCUAAAGUGGUGGCCAAAACCGCACACGAUACCAUGACAGACUACGGCAGGUACCCACUGGAUCUGGCUGGUUAUGAGCAGAUCUUUGCCAACUUCCUGUUGGGGAAAACUCCGUACGGACCGGGUAGGUUUAUCUUCGGCUGUUUCGAGCAUAGUCCCCAUCACACCAAAUUCAAGCUCAUCCGGGGAACUGACGACGACGAAGAGGAAAUCAAGAUCAACGUCGAGAAGAAAGGUCGUCGUGGGUCAACGGAAGCCGUCAGGCUAAGGUUAAAGAAAGUGUAAAAAUACCCCCCCCCCCCCCCCCCCCCCCCGAAAAAAAAUAAAAUAUUAAAAAAGAGGUAACAAAUUUGCUCAUUAUUUUUCAGGUAUGCUUUUUUUUUCUCUGCAAAAAGUGUCAAUCUACUAGUAUUCCUUUUUUUGAGCUCCAUAUCAUCUGCAUUUUGUUAAUGUACUUAUUUGUUUUCAAAUUGUUUUGCUAUGUUUUAAUUGUUAUGAAGGUUUGUGAACUAACAAUGAAUGUAGGCAGGCUUACUUUUUUUCAUUUUUUUUUGUCAAUAUCAUUGUACACCUAUUAAACAAAAUUAAUUUACGUAUUAUUUGGUCUGGUUUACUCUGUUACUUGUAUUUCCAUUUUGUUUAAUUAAAUAUUCUGAUGGGAAUAAGAACACUAGGGUUAUUUCGAUUUAAUAUAUCGAAGCAAAUGAGUGGUUGAAAUAAAACUAGCGGUUUAAAAGAAAUACGUUUAUAUAAGAAAUAUAUUAUCUUUGAUUAAUUGGUUCUAUUCUGUUUAAAUAUUGCAAUUUACAGACUGAUGUUUAAAUUAAUUGAAGCUCAAGUAUUGAUUUUUAUCUUGUUAUUAAUUUUUUUUAAAAUAAUGUUUUAAUAUCAAAAUUGUAUGCGUUUUGUCUAUUUCUUUGCCGCCAGUCAGCUCCUAAAUCAAGCAUUCACUUACUUCUAUAUGAACGUGUUUGAUGAAAUAUGGAAUAGAUAAUUAAAAUUGUAAAUUUUUACUCCCAUAUUUGCAAUUGCAACUUUUCGGGCAUUUACGACAGAGCUCGGAAAAAAUUCCGAGCUCUGCCGGAAAGGCCCGAGAAGUUCCGAUUGUGAUCUUUUGGUCAAUUUGACAACAAACAAUCGAUUCCAAAAAGUCCCGCCAUGCAGUGCUGUCUUACUUCCUCUGUCUGAUUACCGAGAAGUUUUCCAAUACAAUUUAUUUCAUUUCCGAGAAAUUUUUGAAUAAAUUACUUGUUAUUUAAGAUAUUUAAAAA